Homarus americanus (American lobster) is the source of this 2817-nucleotide messenger RNA. RefSeq names its product trithorax group protein osa-like. The coding region runs from base 1 to 2817 and encodes 938 amino acids. The record is from RefSeq and is a predicted model, not a curated record. Lineage: Eukaryota; Metazoa; Arthropoda; Malacostraca; Decapoda; Nephropidae. The transcript is spliced from 3 exons.
AUGCCUCCCAGGGAGGUCCUCAGUACCUCCCAGGAGGUCCUCAAUCACCUCCCAGGAGGUCUUCCUUUCCAGGAGUCUCAGUUCCCAGGAGGGUCCUCAGCACCACCCAGGAGGUCCUCAACUCCCAGGGAGAUCCUCAGUACCUCCCAGGAGGAUCUCCUACUUGGGGGGUCCUCCAGUACCCGAGGAGGUCUCAUGCCACCAGAGGUCUCAGUACCUCCAGGGAGGUCCUCCCCUCCAGGGAGGAUCCUCAGUACCAGGGAGGGUCCUAGCACCACCGGAGGUCCUGAGUACCUCAGGGAGGGUCCUCAGUACCACCAGGGAGGUCCUCAGUACCUCCAGGAGAGUCUCAAGUCACCAGGAGGUCUCGCUCCCAGGAGGUUCCGGUUCAGCACCACGGAGGGUCUCACUUACGGGAGGUCCUCAGUACCUCCCAGGAGGUCCUCAGUACCUCCAGAGGUGUCACCGGAGGUAGUCCUCAGGAGGUCCUACCUCAGGAGGUCUCAGCACCACCAGGGAGAUCCUCAGUACUCCCAGGAGGAUCUCAGUACUCAGGGGAGGUCCUGCACACCCAGGAUCCUCAACACACCCGGAGGUCUCGCACCAGGAGGUUCGCUCCAGGGAGGUUCUCUCCCAGGAGGUCCUCAACAGCAGGUCUCAGUGCCUCCCAGAGAGUCUCCAGCACCACCCAGGAGGUCCUCCAGUACUCCAGGGAGGAUCCUCAAUCCCAGGAGGUCCUCAGCACCACCCAGGGAGGAUCUUCAGAGUCUCCCUGGAGGUCCUCAAUCCCGGAGGUCCUCCCAGCACCCAGGAGGUCCUCAGUACCUCCCAGGAGGGUCUCAGUACCUUCCCAGGGAGGUCCUCAGCACCACAGGAGGUCCUCAAGCACCAGGAGGUCCUCACCCCAGGGAGGAUCGUACCUCCCGGGAGGUCUCCUCAGACCUCCCAGGGAGGAUCCUCAGUCCUCAGGAGGUCUCAACACCCCAGGGAGGGUCCUCCAGCACCACAGGGAGGAUCCCCAGGCUCCCCAGGAGGUCCUCAGUACCUCCAGGAGGUCCUCAGUACUCAGAGGAGGUCUCCACCCAGGGAGGUCUCACCUCAGGAGGUCCUCAGCACCACCCAGGAGUAGUCCAGGUCUUUCAGGGAGGGUCCUCAGCACCACCCAGGAGGUCCUCAGCACCACCAGGGUCAGGAUCCUCAGUACCUCCAGGAGGAUCCUCAGCACCUCCCAGGGAGUCCUCGCCUCAGGGAGGUCCUCAGCACCAUCAGGAGGGUCUCCAUCACCAGGAGGUCUCAGCCCCACCCAGGGAGGGUCCUCAUCACCACCCAGGAGGUCUCCCAGUACCUCCCAGGAGGUCUUCAGCCCUCAGAGGUCACCUCCAGGAGACCUCAGCACCACCAGGGAGGUCCUCAUUACCCCAGGGAGGGUCUCAGCACAGGAGGGUCUCAAGUACCUCCCAGGGUCCUCAGUAUCCCAGGAGGUCUCCCAGCACCCAGGGAGGUCUGCUCCACCAGGUCCUCAGCACCACAGAGGUCUCCUCCUCCAGGAGGUCUCAUCCCACCAGGGAGGUCCUCAUCACCACAGGGGGCCUCAGCACCACGGGGAGGUCCUCAGCACCACCCAGGAGGUCUCCACAUCCUGCACCCCAGGAAGUCUCAUCACCCACCCAGGAGGAUUCCAACACAAGGAGUCUCCCGCUGCCAGGAGGUCCUCAUCCUACCAGGAGGUCCUCCUUCCCACCCAGGGAGGUCCUCAGCACCACAGGGAGGUCCUCAUCACCACCAGGGGUCUCAGCACCCCAGGGGUUCCUCAGUCCUCCCAGGACAGGAGGGUCCUCAGCAACAGGGAUUCAGCACCAGAGGUCCUCAGCACCACCAGGGAGGUCCUCAGUACCUCCCAGGCGGGGUCCUCAGCACCACCCAGGGAGGUCUCAGCACCGGAGGGUCUCAGCACCGGAGGGUCCCGGGGUCUCAGCACCACCAGGGGGUCCUCAGCACCACCAGGAGGGUCUCCAACACAGGAGGUCCUCAGCACAGUCCACCAGGAGGUCCUCCCCAGGAGGUCCUCAGCACAGAGAGAGGUCUCCUUUCCUCAAGCUCCAUCCAGGAGGGUCCUCAGUACCACCGAGGAGGUCCUCGUACCACAGGGUCUCAGCACCAACCAGGGAGGUCCUCAAUACCACCCAGGAAGGGUCUCCCAGCACCACAGGGAGGUCCUCAGCAACAGGAGACCUCAAGGAGGGUCUCAGCACCACCCAGGAGGUCCUUCAGCACCACAUGGAGGUCCUCAGCACCACCAGGGAGUCCUGCACCAGGGAGGGUCUCAGCACCUCCCAGGAGGUCUCAGUACCUCCCAGGAGGUCUCCUGUUCAGAUCCUAGCACCAUCCAGGGGGGUCCUCAGUACACCCAUGGAGGAGGGGUCCUCAAGCACCACCCAGGAGGGUCUCAGUACCUCCCAGGGAGGUCCUCAGCACCACCAGGGAGGGUCCUCAGCAUCACUCAGGGAGGGUCCUCAGUACCUUCCAGGGAGGGUCCCCAGCAUCAUUCAGGGAGGGUCCUCUGCAUCACCCAGGGAGAGUCCUCAUUACCUCCCAGGGAGGGUCCUCAGCAUCACUCAGGGAGGGUCCUCUGCAUCACCCAGGGAGGUCCUCAGCACCUCCCAGGGAGGGUCCUCAGCACCUCCCAGGGAGGGUCCUCAGUACCUCCCAGGGACCAGACUGGACCACACUUCCCUAUCACCUACACGCUUUAGUCCGCUACAGCUAAGGGACGCCACAGGAGGGUCGGAAGCAUACAAAAGUUCGGGCGGAGUCUGA